Molecule: messenger RNA, 853 nt
Organism: Pipra filicauda (Wire-tailed manakin)
Lineage: Eukaryota; Metazoa; Chordata; Aves; Passeriformes; Pipridae
Gene: NINJ2
Product: ninjurin 2
Exons: 4
Coding region: 66-488 (140 amino acids)
Biological process (GO): tissue regeneration; cell adhesion
Cellular component (GO): membrane
Source: RefSeq, a predicted model, not a curated record
UCCGGGAGCACGGAGUGCUGCGCUCCCUGCUCCGUCUGCAGAGGGAGAGACCUGGGGGCAAAAGGAUGGCCUCGGAAGGGGAGAACAUUCAAGGCGUGAAUCCUCAUCUCCGGAUCAACGGGCCGAUGAACAUCAACCACUACGCGACGAAGAAGAGCGUGGCCGAGAGCAUGCUGGAUGUGGCACUGUUCAUGGCCAACGUCACGCAGCUCAAAGCCGUGCUGGAGCAGGGGCCGUCCUUCCAGUACUAUGCCACCCUCAUCGUGCUCAUCAGCAUCUCCCUCUUCUUCCAGGUGAUGAUCGGGAUUCUCCUCAUCAUCACUGCUCGUUUGAACCUGAAUGACAUUGCAAAGCAACCCCGCCUGAACAUUCUCAACAACGCUGCCACAGCUCUCAUCUUCAUCACAGUCAUCCUCAACAUCUUCAUCACAGCCUUUGGGGUACAGAAGACUGGCCUCUACCCUAACAGGAAUUUUCGACCUUAUUAAGUCAUGGGGCACGGAGUCAGGAUCUGAGGAGUGCAGUUGGAAGGAAAAGCUCUCCUCCUCUACGUCUUCACUGACCUCAGCAGGAGCCCAUUGACAAAUCCAGAAAACUGGGUUAAACUUUCAAAACUCUGUGUGUGUCAUGGUAUACUGGCCCCCUCCUGUAAUGCUUUUGCUGUUCUGAAGGGGUGGAAACAUCACCUUUCCAAGCUAGAGCAAACUUUGCAAGGGAAUAGCAGCAGGUACAUGGUUUCAAAGCACAGUUCUGUAAAUCUCAUCUCUUACUGCUUCACAUAUUCAAUACUGGCUCAUUCGGUAGAGAAGACUGAAUGAUUUACUUUGUAGGCUAAAUAAAUAAGAAGAGUCCA